Vicia villosa (hairy vetch) is the source of this 1041-nucleotide messenger RNA. RefSeq lists its product as uncharacterized. Lineage: Eukaryota; Viridiplantae; Streptophyta; Magnoliopsida; Fabales; Fabaceae. The coding region runs from base 1 to 1041 and encodes 346 amino acids. The transcript has a single exon. The record is from RefSeq and is a predicted model, not a curated record.
AUGAGUCAGAUAGCACAGCAGUUAGCAAACACUCAACAGCCGGGCGCUUUACCAAGUGCCACAGUUACCAAUCCUAAAGAUCAUAAUAAUGUGAGCGCUAUUGUUACUAGGAGCGGUAAAGGGAAAGGUGUAGUUGAAAAUAAUGACGAGGAAGAGGAACCAUUGUUGGAGGUAGACUUAGAGAUAAGAGAAAAUGAGUUAGAAGCUGCGGAAGUGGUGGUGAUGGAACCAACACCGAAAGAGAAGGUGGUUGAACAAAAACAGAAGCCGGCAGUAAAACUUCCUUUUCCAGUAAGGAACAAGAAAAAAGGACAACAUGAGAAGAAUUUUGAAAAGUUCUUGGAGAUGUUCAAGAAGCUGGAAAUUAAUAUCCCAUUCUUGGAGGCAUUAGAACAAAUGCCUACUUAUGCAAAAUUUAUGAAGGACAUCAUCUCUAAGAAAACAACCAUCGAUCGUGACCCUAUUAUUCUAACCGAAACGUGUAGUGCUAUUUUGCAGGGUAUGAAGAUUACGGUGAAGAAGAAAGAUCGAGGUUCCGUGACUAUUCCUUGUACAAUUGGAGAUAGGUCAUUCAAGAAAGCUCUAAUUGAUUUCGGAGCAAGUGUGAGCCUUAUGCCGUUGUCUAUCUACAAGAGAUUGGGGAUAGGUAAUGUACAAGAUACAAGAAUGACACUCCAGUUUGCUGACCACUCUGUUAAAAGACCUUAUGGGAUAGUAGAAGACGUGCUUGUGAAAAUCGACAAAUUCGUGUUCCCCGUGGAUUUUGUAAUUCUAGAGAUGCCGGAAGAUGAGGAGAUUCCUAUUAUUUUAGGAAGGCCAUUCCUAGAGACAGGGCGAUGUUUGAUAGACAUUGAAGAAGGCACAAUGACCCUGAAGGUUUAUGAUGAAGAGCUAAAGAUUGAUGUACGCAACACCAUGAAGUACAAGGAUGAUAUAGCAACUAGUCAACACAUUGAGGUGAUUGAUCAAAUCUGUACUAAUGAGAAUUCUUUGCAAAUACAACAAUUACCUUUGGAGAGAGUGUUGAGCUCGUCUGUUUGA